Emericellopsis atlantica is the source of this 492-nucleotide messenger RNA. RefSeq names its product Sedlin. Gene Ontology annotation, cellular component: nucleus; TRAPP complex; cytoplasm. The coding region runs from base 1 to 492 and encodes 163 amino acids. The transcript has a single exon. Lineage: Eukaryota; Fungi; Ascomycota; Sordariomycetes; Hypocreales; Bionectriaceae. Gene Ontology annotation, biological process: endoplasmic reticulum to Golgi vesicle-mediated transport. The record is from RefSeq and is a predicted model, not a curated record.
AUGAGCUACUAUUUCGCCAUCGUCGGCACCCAAGACGCGCCCCUGUUCGAGUACGAGUUCGGCACCUCUAAGCAAGGCCACGACGGCCUCUCGCGUUUCUCCGACCAAGUCCGCCAUCUGAACCAGUUUAUCCUGCACUCCUCGCUCGACAUUGCCGAAGAAGUACAGUGGGCGCACGGAUCGAUGUAUCUCAAAUGCAUUGACAAGUUCUUCGACAACUACAUUUCGUGCUUCGUCACAGGCGCCAACGUAAAGUUCCUGCUGCUGCAUCACCCACUCAACAAUACGGGUGGCAGUGGGAGCAGGAGCUCGACUGCGAUCGGGGCGAAUCCUACGAGUCCCGCGACAGAGGAAGCGAUCAAGCUCUUCUUCCAAGAGGUCUACGAAAACUGGGUUAAGGCAGUCAUGAGUCCCUUUUACCAGAACAACAUGGAGGUCAAGAGUCCAGUGUUCCGGCAGAGGGUGGCGGCAGCGGGGCGUAAAUAUCUAUAG